AUGACUGUAAAAUUUUUUGUAUUAUUUGUAUUCAUAAUAUUACCACUUUGUGUGUUUGUAAAUACUACCCCUAUCUCUAAUCCAGGACACUUAAAAAUCCGUCUAAAAAGAGUUCAUACAUCUAAGAUAGAUCCUGGUUUAUUAUCAUUAUUAAAACGUGAUCCUCAAGGAAAAGAAUAUUUAAAUAAUGUGAAUGAUAUACGUUAUACAGGCUCAAUAAUUAUUGGUGGUCAAAAUCUUACCAUAAUGAUUGAUAGUGGUUCUUCCGACCUUUGGGUUCCGAGUGUGUUCUGUUCCACCCCUGCAUGCACGAGUGGUACUCGUUAUGAUCCUGCAAAAUCCACUACAUAUCAAACACUUCCUGCUCCAAAUAAUUUCACUCUUAAUUUUGGUGAUGGCGCUCAGGUUGAUGGUUUUAAAGCUACUGAAACUGUCACGAUUGGUGGUCUUUCUGUCACACAGCAAACUUUUGGUGUGCUAACAACAUUUACUUCUAAUCAAUAUAGAGGUGGCGGGAUUAUGGGUAUUAAUUUUAGGCAGAGUACUCGAUUUAAUGCUCCCGGUGUAAUACAAACAAUGAAAACGCAAAAAGUAAUAAAUAAAGCUUUGGUGGGAUUUCAUUUUAGCGCACCUAAAGUAAAUGCUAAUGAUGUAAGUUAUAUAACAUUUGGUGACGUUCCUAAUGAAUACGCAAAUAGUAUUUCAUAUAAUAAAGUAGUAGAAAAUAGAUCAUGGAUAAUUUCAAUGAGUGAUGUUCAAGUUGAUGGAAAUUCUCUUGGAAUUAAGUCAAAUGUUUUAAUUGAUACUGGUUCCACCCUUAAUUAUGGCUUAUCUAGUCAAGUUAACACCCUUCAUCAAAAAAUUAGUGGUUCAAAUUUUUCUAAUGAUCUGUGGUGGAUUCCUUGUAACACUAAAUCUGUAGUAUCCGUAGUAUUUAAUGGUGUACCUUAUGAAAUUAAUCCCCUUCAAUUGAUAACAAUAAAAAAUAAUUCAACUGGACUAUGUAGAUCGGGUAUACAAAUACAACCAAAUACGAAUGCUAGCUUUUGGACUCUUGGUGAUGUGUUUUUAUCAAACGUUUUUACUGCAUUUGAUUUUGAUAACCUAAGAAUUGGUUUCGCUACAUCCCCAAAUGGAACUGGGGCACCCGGAACUAGUCCUGGAUCUGGAAAUGACAAUCCUAACAAUGUUAAAAAAUCUGACGCAAAUAAGCAGGGGUGA
Molecule: messenger RNA, 1221 nt
Organism: Racocetra fulgida
Lineage: Eukaryota; Fungi; Glomeromycota; Glomeromycetes; Diversisporales; Gigasporaceae
Source: the annotation of a GenBank genome assembly